This is a messenger RNA of Phoenix dactylifera (date palm), 1608 nucleotides long. The record is from RefSeq and is a predicted model, not a curated record. NCBI's taxonomy places the organism in Eukaryota, Viridiplantae, Streptophyta, Magnoliopsida, Arecales, Arecaceae.
UCCCUCUACCCACCCCCUCCCUUUAAACAAACUAUUCUCUCUUGGUCCCUCCCCCCACUUCCACUCCUAUUCUCCCCUUUACGUACUAUUAUCCCCAUCCAUGUCCCUCUAAUACUCUCUUCACCCUCCCCCAUUCUCUCUUGGAGUGAAGUCUCUCAAAGAUGAAGCUGCUGGGUUGGAUGCACCGCAAGCUCCGGCAGAAUAGCGGCGAUGGGUUCAAAGACCUUCCGGGAGGCGGCACGUGCAAUUGCCUCUCGGGGCGGCCGUCGCUUGAGGAGGAGCACAACCGCCGGCGACACCAGUUAAACGCUUUCCCGUCGCGGAGCCUCCGCCUGCCGGCUGCGGUGGAGUUUGUCGAAGAGGGAGGCGGCGGAGGAGGGGGAAGGGAACAGGCAGUGGAGGACCUUUUCGGAGGGCUGCUCGCCAUCGGGACUCUAGGGAUCGGGACGGGACCGAUCGAGGAGGAGGAGACGGCGGUGGAGGAGGAGGAGGAGGCGGCGACGCCGGGGUUCGGUGCGGGGGCGACGGUGGAGGCGAUCACGGAGAAGCAGGCGGAGGCGACGACGGAGACGGAUCUGAUGGUGGUGAGCGCGGAGCUGGAGAAGGUGCUGGCGGCGGAGACGGAGAAAGCCACCGCCGCCGCUGGCGGCGGCGGCGACCGCCUCUCUUCCGCCAGGCCCAGCCACGUCAGCGCCGGAUCGUCGGCGUGCCCCCUCCAAGGAUUCCUCUUCGGGUCUCCGAUCGAGAUCGCGGAGACGGCGCCGGCGGCCGCCGGGCGGAGGGAGCGGAGGGCCUCGCUUGGAGAGCUGUUCAUGAGGAGCCGGAUGGCGGAGGAGGGCGGUGGGAAGAGGGAGGAAACGACGGCAGCCGGAGGCGGCGUCACCGCCAUCGGCGAUGGGGACGGGAGGUCGACGGCCGGGAUGCACCUGAUGAAGAAGCUGAAGCGUCGCGGAUCUAGAGGCCUCGGCGGCGGGCCCGGGGAGGCCUCGGCGGCGGAGACCCCGUUCCAGAAGAUCCUGCAAAUCUUCCACCGGAAAGUUCACCCUGAGAACUCCGUUGCAGCCAAGAAAACUGCAAGGUCAGGCAAGAAGAAUGGUGGAGGAAAUGACUUCCAUGGUUGCGGGGGCGCCGCGAUAGCUGCUUCCAAGAGCAUUUGCAGAAAGGAAGGAACUCCAAACUUCAAGUCUUGCUCUAAUGCUCCACCUCUCGCCAUCAGUGGAAGCGGCUCUAAUGCCAACCGCGAGCAUUGGAUCAAGACCGAUGCAGACUGUAAGUGAGCCUCUCACAGCAUGAUCAAAAUGCAUGACCUGAUCUGGUGUUGGAGCUUUAGAAAGGAGAGGAGGCAGCUAAAGGAGUGGAUUCCAAAGCAAGAACAAUGGUUAUCUAUAGAUUAAACUAAGAUCUAGUUAUCUACUUGCAAACUGAGUGCUGUGUGUGAAUUAUAUGUGGUGUUAUUGUUCCUAGAGGGCUUAGAAAAGAAUAAAUUUAAAAGUAUAUAUGAUGAACUCUGGCAUGAAUGUCAUAAAAACCAAGCUAGUGUUCUGCAUUAUUCGAAGUACCCCCCUACGCACUCUUUAUUAAGUAGAGAGUGAGAUAUAGCUUCUAGUA